This is a messenger RNA of Sinocyclocheilus grahami, 581 nucleotides long. RefSeq names its product sodium/hydrogen exchanger 8-like. The transcript is spliced from 4 exons. Gene Ontology annotation, biological process: potassium ion transmembrane transport; proton transmembrane transport; sodium ion transport. Gene Ontology annotation, cellular component: membrane. The coding region runs from base 87 to 497 and encodes 136 amino acids. NCBI's taxonomy places the organism in Eukaryota, Metazoa, Chordata, Actinopteri, Cypriniformes, Cyprinidae. Gene Ontology annotation, molecular function: potassium:proton antiporter activity; sodium:proton antiporter activity. The record is from RefSeq and is a predicted model, not a curated record.
CGUAUCCAGAAUGAAACACAAAAUGUGAGUCUGUUUGUUCAAGUACACUUGGUCAUUUUUUUUUCUUUCUUUCGCAGGAAGAAGAGAUGUUUCGUCCCAAUAUGUUUUUCCUAUUACUUCUACCACCAAUAAUUUUUGAGUCUGGAUACUCAUUACAUAAGGGGAAUUUCUUCCAGAACAUAGGCUCGAUCACGUUAUUCGCCGUCUUUGGAACAGCGAUCUCAGCCUUCAUCGUGGGAGGGGGAAUCUAUUUCCUGGGCCAGGCUGAUGUUAUUUACAAGAUGACAAUGACAGACAGUUUUGCGUUUGGGUCUCUGAUCUCCGCUGUGGAUCCGGUCGCCACUAUCGCCAUAUUUAACGCUCUGAACGUGGAUCCUGUGCUCAAUAUGCUGGUGUUUGGAGAGAGCAUCCUAAACGACGCUGUGUCCAUCGUAUUAACAAAGUACGCCUCACUAAAUCAUCAGAACUCUCCUUCUGUCUUCCAGAAAGUCUUUUAGACGAUUGUACAACCCCUGGUGCUGAAACCUAUAUGCAAUCUCAUCCUCAUUCUACAUAUUUCCACUGAAAGAAAAAUAGCUGUG